GCUCCUGCACGCGUCGCAUCCUUUCAAGCGGGCGUGUAGUAAGAUAAUCAUGUAGGUUCAGGUCUAAAUUGCUUGGGUUUCGGUGGGCCACGCAUUUGUCAGCCAAAUUGCGAGGCCAUUUCAGGGCUUCCUUGCUUUCUCGCUCACCAGCUGCGCGCCCUCACACAGGGGUUUCCAAGUGUCAAGUAUCACAAGUAUCGCUUGAGCAGCGGAGCGGCUUUGGAGCACCAAACCUUCAGCAGCAGGCCGCACCAAUCACCGCUCGAGGAUUCAAAGUACAAGGGUUUUGCAACCUGCAACCCGCAGCAGGAACACACGUGUGCAUACCCGGAGCCCCAACAACUCACGCCCGCGCGGCCUCACUCGGCGUCAGUGGAGUCUCAGUCUUCGAGCGGGCGCCUACUCAUAAAUGACCACGCGCGAGACAGCAGCGGUUUUCAAUGCGAUGGAGGCUUUCUGGAACGGGGCACUGGACGUCGCGGGCGACGACACGCCUUCCGCCGGCGCGCAGGGGUCAGGCACGCCAGGCCCCGCCGCCACCGCCGCUGCCAGCGGCCGGCGGCACCUCCUGCUGUUGGGCGCUCCAUCAUCACAACGAACACGACCGGCCAUUCCACAUCGAUCACAUAAGGGCACCACCACCACCAACACCGCCACCACCAGCGGCGGCAGCGGCGGCACCGCCGGCGGUACGGCAGCAGCGGACGCCGCUUUCGGUGGCGGCGGCGACGAUGCCCCCGCAGCUGCUGCUGGGGGCCACGCGCAGCGCCUGAUGUGCCUGGGUAACGCGAGCGGCGGCUACAGCAGGAGCCUGAUGCCUCCCGAUAGCAGCAGCUGCGGCCGCCGCGGCGGCGCGAUCUCAGUGGCAGCAGCACUGGCGGCAACAGUGCCACCUGUCGCGGCCCCGGCGGCAGCGGCAGAACUUGGUGAGGGCGGUAGCGCACGCAAUGGAGAGGACGGCAUUGCUUUCUCCAACAGCACUGCCGGCGGCGGCGGCAGCUGCGGCUCCUCCUCCGCCUGGCCGUUAUACCUGCUUGACUCGGGCUAUCUUGCAGACAUGCUGCAACAGCAGUCCUUACGCAGCCUUGACAACAACAGCAGCAGCGCCCCCAGAGCCGACAGCGGCAUUGGCGACUUUUACUUAAGUAGCCGCAGCACUGGCCGCGGCGGCAUGGAUAGCGACGGCCCAGCAGUCGGCAAGCACGCCGCCACUACCACGGCCACUGCUGCCACAACCGACGGCUCUGAGGCUGCGCUCGGCAGCGGCGACGGCAGCGGCGACGACGGCGCCGAUGGCGACGUCGGCGGCGGCAAUGCUGGUGAUGAUGAUGGCGGAGCCAUGGGCGCGUCCGUGUCCGCCGCCGCUGUGGCGAUUCCGCGACAGCUGCAGCGGCCGUUUGCGGCGGCGGCGACGGCUGUGUCAGUAGUGGCAGAGCUCUGGAACCGCGAUCGCAACGGCGGCGGCGGCGGUCUAGGUGGUCAACCAUCAUCACCCAAGCCCCGAUCUGCCGCCGCUCCAUUGUCAGCCUCUCCUAAGCCGCCGCCGCUGCCACAGGUGUACAAGCCGCUGCAGUUUCUUUUCGCGCCGCCUGUCACGGCGGCUGCGUCCGCAACUACUGCCGCCGCCGACACUGCUACUGCCACGGGUGCUGCCACGGCGGCUACUGCCGCCGUCGCCAGCGGGCUGUUGGACAUCAUUGCAGAGCUGGACACGAUGCGGCAAGAGGCAGCCGCAGUAGCUGCUACAGCCGCUACUGCCGGGCCCCUCAGCGCCCUGCGGGGCCUGCAGCACUGUAGCCUGGGCAGCGACGGGCGCAGCCGUGGCAGUAGCAGCGCAGGGAUGGUCACCGUAAUGGACGGCGGCAGUUGCAGUAGUAACGGCGGCGGAGGUAGCGGAAGUCCGGCCACAACGGUGCUGGUGCCGGCGGGUCUGCUUUCCUUGGCGUCUGUGGAGGGAGCAGCAGCAGUAGCUGCACCAUUGAUGACAGGCAUGGAGCCUUCCGCGGGCCCGGCGGCGGCGGCCGGCAAUACCGACAACGCUGGCGCCGCGCUCGCUUCCAGCAGCGUGGAUCCUUCCGCUUCAUCUCGUCCGAAUGUUGCCGCAAAGAAUGCUCUCCGCGCGAACAGCAGCAGCAGCGGCGGCUGGACUGCUGUCCGGGGCGCAAUGGGCGCAAUCAGCGAAAGGCGCAUGGCCAAGGCCCAGACGAAGACCAAGACGCUAGCGGUGGUCCCGGCCCCGGCGGCAGCAAAAGCCAGUGGCCGUAACCGGCGCUAGAACGUACAUACGUAUGGCAGUGCCCGCAACAUAGCUUGGACUCAAACCCACGAGCGACGCGCAAAGCACAACUCGCUCCCUCGAUGCAUGACGCCUGAAACCUAACAGUAUCUUGAACGGGGUGAGGGUGAGGUCGGUCAAACACGCACGGAUGGAAGACACGAUCUGCUGAUGUCAUAAAAGCACAACAAUGUGAUUGCGCUUGGUUGGCGGGCGCAAGACAUGCAGCUGCAGUUGCUUGAACGCGAUGGCACUGCUGUAAGCAAGUUAGCUGAAGUUUCAUCCAGCCUGUGUUAUGGGUGCGGUAUAUGUACUAUUUGGCAAGCAAUUGCUGCCAUGCAUAGAAUCUUACGACAGAAUCUGUCUCGUGUUGCAUACCGUAAUCUUGAGAUGCAUAUAUAUGUGGCCAAGAAGUUGGAGCGCUGGGACGUCGUCUGGGAUCGUCGAUGUUUGCUUGGGUGUUUGGGGUGGGGUAUGGGUGUGGUGUGAGAGGGUGUGAGUGUGUGUGGGGGGGGGGCGGGGGGGAUUGUAGAUAGAUACCAGCAGCCCAAACUAAACCGAACCCAAUGCAACAGAGCGAGGAGGAGCGAGAGCGUGGCCUCCGCUUUGACAACGCGGGUUACUUCACUCCAGAACCCAAAGCAAGUGAACCCACCCGGGAGAGCGUGCCGGCGCGUGAAGAUGUAUGUGUGUCCAUCGUGCCUAACGCACCUGUUUACUGCCUGCUGGAGCACUGCACGUACAGUACAUAUACGCGUUAUUAUUUUUGAGGUCGUAACGAAAUGGAUUAUUGUUUGGGCAGCCUCUGCUUGCUUGCAACGUGGCCACUCAAUCGGCCAGACAUGCUCACGCUAAUGCAUGGGUGUCUGCAUCUCCUGCUGCAUGCAUGCCACAGGACGAAGCAGGUUUUGGGGUUGCGCAACUCGGGUCAAUCAAGGAUACGUUUGACUGGAAUGGCUGCCCGGGGAGGGUGCUCGGGCUGGGUGCAUGGCCGGCUUUCCUGAGGGCUUUCUUUCGUGGAACCCGGCAAUGGUUGGUGUGAUGGGUGGGUGGGACUACUGCAUGCUGUACGUGGGAGCGAGGUGGUGCAAUUAUGGAUGUGGGUAAAGGGUGCGUGUACUGACGUAUCACAUCAUCACAUGUCUCUUAUCGAUGAGGCAUGGGUCUGCUGCGUGCGGGGUGUCAUUGAUUGGCGUAAACUGCUGGCGGAAAGGGUUGCGAACAUCA
This is a messenger RNA of Chlamydomonas reinhardtii, 3502 nucleotides long. RefSeq lists its product as uncharacterized. The transcript is spliced from 3 exons. The record is from RefSeq and is a predicted model, not a curated record. Bases 410 to 2275 code for a protein of 621 amino acids. NCBI's taxonomy places the organism in Eukaryota, Viridiplantae, Chlorophyta, Chlorophyceae, Chlamydomonadales, Chlamydomonadaceae.